Messenger RNA from Cryptococcus deneoformans JEC21, 965 nucleotides. RefSeq names its product expressed protein. The record is from RefSeq and is a predicted model, not a curated record. NCBI's taxonomy places the organism in Eukaryota, Fungi, Basidiomycota, Tremellomycetes, Tremellales, Cryptococcaceae. Bases 126 to 872 code for a protein of 248 amino acids. Gene Ontology annotation, cellular component: membrane; endomembrane system. The transcript is spliced from 7 exons.
ACGCCUUCAGCUGCUGCCGAUAUUUCGGCUCGUUGAUAACGAAUUUACCCACACAACACAAUCAGUAGAAACACUCACUCUUAUUUUCUGCUAAAUCCCACAGCGACAGCUUAUCCAAGUACGAAAUGAGUGCCGGCACUCAAUCACAAGGGCCACGACCCGUUCGCACUACCGCUUCUGCCCCCCAAACCCCAUAUUUAGGGCGACUCUUCUUUCAUGUCGGCACAGCAGCUGUCAUGGCCAGCGGAUUUCACGCUAUGCGGAGCGCGACGACUUUUGGCGACUUUAUUGAGCCUCAGUAUGGAGGCUUCUAUCAAUUCUUGACUAUCCUUGGUCUCAUUUGCUCUAGCAUCGCCAUGCUCUUCUCAGGAGCAUCCGAUUUAUUGCCCAAUAUCGCAUUAAUCAAAUUGAUCAAGAGAGUGUUCCUGCUUGUAUCUUUACCAGUGGAACUUGUCAUCUCGUCCAUCUACUGGUCAAUCAUUCUCACUGCUCCUCACCUUAUGCUUCCGCCUACCUCUCCAGAUGCAGUUCAAGGUGAACCCUCUUCAUCAGGCACUGGACCGAGCCUCUUCCGAAUCCCGCUGUGGAUGGAUCUCAGCAUGCACUUGGUGCCGGCCGUUGCUCUUCUUAUUGACUUUUUCCUUCUUGAAAAAAAGUACCCCAAACCAUUUUCUACCUACGUCGCCCUUUUCCUUGCGGCCGCUUUCGGUACAUCAUACGGUAUCUGGGUCGAACACUGUGCCAGCAUCAACGGUGUUUUCCCAUACCCAUUUUUGACGAUUAUGGAAUUGAAGGGUCGUGUCCUGACCUAUAUUGGGGCGACGUUGGGAGCGUGGGGGGUAUUCAGGGGAUUGAACGGCAUGCACAAGUGAUGGGAGAUAGGGCAAGGGCAAUGCAGAGGGUGCUACGAUAGACGUAUACGGUUUAGAGGCGUUAUGAAAUCGUGAUGAACAAGUUCAGAUGGG